Molecule: messenger RNA, 4233 nt
Organism: Penicillium oxalicum
Lineage: Eukaryota; Fungi; Ascomycota; Eurotiomycetes; Eurotiales; Aspergillaceae
Gene: eaf1
Product: MYB and HSA domain protein
Exons: 3
Coding region: 1-4233 (1410 amino acids)
Source: RefSeq, a predicted model, not a curated record
AUGCUCCGUGACGAGCUUCUCCGGUCAAAGAACGAUGAGAUCGCGAAAUGUCUGUUGUCGCGCAAGCGAAAACUGACCGAGUUGUAUUAUGCGACCGUGGGCUUUGAGGGCGCGACCGCCGACUCUCUCUAUUCCCAGAAAGAGCAGGCCUUCCUUGAGGCUAACGACCUCACCAAAGGUCGCUACUUCGAUGAAGCUACGCUCCCGCUGCCCUCCCACAACCGAUCGCAAUCUCCAAGUCAAAAAGCCGCUACGUCCAGCGUCAACGCAACCCUCAAGACUUCACAGCAUGCUUUUAGUGGAUCACCGACGGUCGCUAUCGGUGCCUCUUUGCCCCAAAAUGAACCAGUGAAGACAACGCCGGCAACGAGGCCCGACACCAACCAUAAUGCGCAGCUAUCACCAACAUCAUCUCAGCCAGCUUCUCGACAAGCUGGUACGAAUGAUCCGUUCGCCUCCGCCCCUGCCACAUCCUCAUCAUUAGAAUCUUCGACUUCCGAUCAGAAGACGGUACAAUUAUCGGAAACUCGCCCAGUGUCUCUCCACCAUGAAACCGACGUUAAACUGUCCACUGGCUCGGCAAAACAGCAUGAAGCAACAGAGCAGGGUACAUUACCCUCAUUGGCGAUCCCUACCCAUCAAGUCCCACGAAAGAGAUCGGAUGCGCGACCUUCCACUGCUCUGGGUCACUCGUAUGGCGAGCAGCCUCUCUCUCCAGCUUCAUCAAUUGACCCAUACUCUACCAAUACUCCCAUCCCUGUUGCUGCGUCGCCAGACACCAGUCCCGGUGAGGAACUAGGUGAAGCAAGGAAGCUAGGUCGACCACAUUCGCAGGAUGCUCGAUGCGUACAAUAUCGUGCAACCACGAUCCCAUCCACACCAGACGAACAGCUCCGAAUGGAGGAAGCACAGUCCUUGCAACGUGCCGCUAUCGACAGCGCCAAGCAUGCCCAUGGGGCUGCCUUACAGGAUGUAGCGGACACGGGCCUCGCCAACGACGCAAUGGUUGUUGAUAAAGAGGUUUCAGCACUGCACCCGCGGGAAGGGAUUCCCAAGACCGAGAAAGAAUAUGAAGCGGCAAUGCCUUCUCCCAAGGAUAAUGUCACCCCCGAGGGGGCAGCCAGAGAAGUAUCUACGGAAGCGAAGGAGCCUAUCUCGAUACCACUCCCUCAACCAGAUGUCUCCCAGCAACGAAUGACCACUCGCGUUUCGUCUGGAGCGAUUCGUCACAAGUCUGUCUCGGAAAUCCUUGGCGAAACCCCGCGCCAAUUCAAUCACGAAAAGCCCCAUGCGAAGCCAGAGCCUCAGACGCCAGAGAGCUUGGCUAGAAUGCGGUUCAAAGAUCGCAAAAUUCGGGAAAAGGAAAGAAGCCGUGUUUCCACGGUAGUAUUUCCGAAACAAGCGCCCUCAGUGCAGGAGAAGACGGAUGCCACGGACCUUGUCAGCCGAGAGUCGACAGAUGCAGUUGCCAAGUUGAACGAAGAGCAAGAUUACCUUUUUACUUUGUUCUUGAACAGGGCUUAUGCUCCCCCAAGAGGAACUAAUCUCAACACGCUUCUCGCCUCUGCCCAUAAGACCUUGAGCACAUCCAAUCAUUUACUUGAAUAUCAGGAACAGAUGGAUUGUCGUACGCUUCGGCGCAUCUACGCUCUGCAAAAUGCCAAUCGUUGGCCACUUCGACAAAUGAAGCGGUCCAUUGAGCCGCAUCGCUCCUUCAGUCAUCAUGAUGUGCUCUUGGAUCAUAUGAAGUGGAUGCGCAUUGAUUUUCGCGAGGAGCGCAAGUGGAAGCUCGCCGCUGCGAAAAGCUGCGCCGAAUGGUGUGCCGAGUACGUCAACAGUGACAAAGAACACCGCUCGUUGCUUCGAGUGAAUGUUAAGGCGCCAUCGUCAAUCCCUUCAACUUCCGAAACUUCUGGGCCGGGCUUGGCCCCUUCGUCAACAACCCCUGGUGACGACUCGAUAACGGUAUCCCACCCUACCCCCGACCUAGUACCGUCCGCCGAAGAGGAGUCAGUGAGCGACGGCUUCAAUGAGGAGCACCGGCAUGAUCUUCAGGACACUGUCGCCCCGGCAGCCAUUUUCUCGCUGGGCUCUGACGAGUUUAACUUUUCACUUGAUAUGACUCCGUCAGCAGAGAAAAUAUUGGAUGAACUACCACUCUUCGAGCCCGUUCGAUUCAAGACCGGGCUCCAGCAACCAGAUUUCAAAAUUCUUCCGGAUUCCACAUGGAGGCUUGACCUCCUUCCAGUGACAAAGUUUGCUUCAACUAAGAUCACUUUCCAGAGGGAUGUUGAGCAUCAUCGCAAACUCACCCGCUUCGAAUACUCUCAAUAUGCUUCUUCUUCCGAGCAUUCCUCAGCAGACCUGCCCCCAGAGCAGAACAAUGUCGCCCUCUUCCGUCCAGAGAAUAAACCAAUCCGAGAUCGUAUCCACCCUGGACAUUCUUUCCGCCCCCCCACGGAGCACCCAAUGCCUUCCGUUGGCUUCUUUGAGUCCCGUCAAUCUUCCCAGUGGACGGUCACAGAAGACGAUGAACUCCGCCGUCUGGUGAAAGAGUACUCGUACAAUUGGUCUCUCAUCAGUAGCUGUCUUACCCCUCCGUCCUUGUUUACCUCUGGGGCGGAACGACGAACUCCCUGGGAAUGUUUCGAGCGAUGGGUGGGCUUGGAAGGCUUGCCGGCGGACAUGUCGAAGACCCAGUAUUUCCGGGCUUACCAUCAGAGACUUGAGAGCGCACAACGCACGGUGUUUGCACAACAACAGGCUGCGCAGCAACAGCAACAACAGCAAGCCGCGAACAAUGGUCAACCACCGCAACCAGUUCGACGAAGAACAACGCAGCCAUUACGAGUCGACAGGCGAAGAUCUUCGAAGCAUUUGGCAUUGCUCGAUGCGAUGCGAAAGUUGGCCAAGAAGCGGGAGACAAUUUUGCAGAAGCAGCAGCAUGCGUCCCAACUUGCUUCGCUGCGAAAAGCCAAUGAAGCUAAUCAGCCCAAACCCCCGAUCUCCUCACCAGCGGAGUUCAGUCGUCUCAAGCACGAGCGAGAAAUGAAGCUUCAAGAACGACAAGAACAAUACCGCCAGCAGAUGAUUGCCCAGCAACGGGCAAGUAUGGUUGCUCAGCGUGUCGGUCAAUUACCUAACCAGCAACAACCUCCACAGCAGAUGAUGAACGGCCCCGGACGACCUGGUAACCUACCUCCCAAUAUGCCGAAUGCAGCCAUGGUGAACGGUGUGCCGAACGGACUUCCUUCUGGAAUGCCAGGCAACGUUGGUAUGACUCAAGCUCGUGCACAGCCCUUACACGGCGUCCCGGCCGGGACAACGUCGGUCAAUGGCCAGGUCCCAGCAAACGCAAUGCACAUGAAAAUGAUGCCCCAGGGGCAGCUGCCUAAUGUGGCUGCUCGACCUGGCAUGCAGAUGCAGACAUCCCCAGACAAUGCCCGAGUGAUACGCGAGGCGAACCGCCUGCAAGAACAACAACGACUGCUGCAAUCCCGUCAACAACAGGUCUCACAAGGCCAAGGCCAAGGUCAGCAAGCCCCGCAACAAUUUCAUGCUCAGCAGUUUGCUCCGCAAGGAGGACAUUCUCCGAACAUGAACAUGUCUGGUGUCAAUGGUACCUCUAGCAACCCUGCAAUUAUUGCAGCCUUGCAGGCCCAAGCUGGUCUCCAGAGCCCAUCACUACACAGCGGUACUCCACCGGGGGUCUCAUCUUCGUCACCUCGGUUGGCUCAGCCGAACCCCCUUUCCGGCGGUGUUGUCCCAACGAUCAGUACUUUCCAAAGCCAGAUUCAACGAGCCAACCCCAAUCUGCCAGCAGACCAGGUGAACAAGCUUGCCACUGAGCGUCUCAAUCAGUAUCAACAACAGCGCCUUUCACAGCAGGCCGCCAUGAACGCAGCCGGUGGUGGUAUGAGUAACGCGCAGGCUAAUUAUGCCGUCCCGCACGAUAGCAAGUUCCAGCCGUCUCAGCAAGCUGCCAUGCCCAAUGGAGGCUCUGCUAUGCAAGUUCCUCAAAAUCAAGGGUUCUCUCCGAUGAUGCGGGUCCCGCAAAGUACACCUCAGAACAGAGUCAAUGUGACGAGCUCACCGGCCGUCAACGGUAGCGCAACCCAGCCGAGCCGGAGUGCAACGCCACAAACACAGCGGAGCGGAAGUGUUCAAGUUGGCGCAGUGCCUGGCUCAAGCAAGAGUCCCCAUCCGACACCCGCGCAGACUACAAGCAGCUAG